AUGCAAAUAAAACUCAAUAGCUGCUACGCAAUCUAUUCGUGGCAUUGGGAUAUUCCCGAGGACGAGGUGUGUGUCAUUGGAGAAUGUCAGCAUGCUUUCCACAUGCAUUGCAUCUGGAAGUGGUUGGAGACAGAGACCGCCAAAGGACUGUGUCCAAUGUGCAGACAGCCGUUCACCAUGGACAAGGACAAGGACGUCAAUAAGGGCGUCAAUUUGCCGGAAACCAGCCGGUUUGCCACAGCAACAAACGAAGAAUUCCUCGCAGAUAUGCUGGAACCGCAGACCACAGACGCGAUGUCUGUUCAGGAUCUUUCUGGAGGAGACUAG
Messenger RNA from Ogataea parapolymorpha DL-1, 327 nucleotides. Its product is annotated as Anaphase-promoting complex subunit 11. Gene Ontology annotation, biological process: anaphase-promoting complex-dependent catabolic process. Gene Ontology annotation, molecular function: cullin family protein binding; ubiquitin protein ligase activity; zinc ion binding. The coding region runs from base 1 to 327 and encodes 108 amino acids. The transcript is spliced from 2 exons. Gene Ontology annotation, cellular component: anaphase-promoting complex. NCBI's taxonomy places the organism in Eukaryota, Fungi, Ascomycota, Pichiomycetes, Pichiales, Pichiaceae. The record is from RefSeq and is a predicted model, not a curated record.